Messenger RNA from Rhagoletis zephyria (snowberry fruit fly), 1582 nucleotides. RefSeq lists its product as uncharacterized. NCBI's taxonomy places the organism in Eukaryota, Metazoa, Arthropoda, Insecta, Diptera, Tephritidae. The record is from RefSeq and is a predicted model, not a curated record.
GUAUGUACUUGUAUUUACUGGUAUCGUUUCAUCCCUAUUUUCCAUUUCUAAAUGUGUAUUUUGCGAAGCCAAGGCAAUAAAUUAGCCUGGCUUUAUAUGUGCUAGUUUAUUAAACGUCGCGUACUUAUCUUUAUACAUUUGGUGUUUCUGCACACGUACGUAGAAGGAUAAUAAUUCAAUAGACUUUGGAAUGCGUAUAAACAACAAAGUACAAUUCACAUAAAGUAGAAGGUGCUGUAGAUACCAAUAAUAUAUUUUUGUGACAAGUGAACAUGGAGUGGACAAGAGAAAAAACACUCGCUCUUAUAAAUGAAUACCGCAAACGGCGAGGCCUAUGGGAUAUGACACACGAUGAUUAUCGGAAGAAAGAUGUUAAGCAAAAUCUCUUAAUGGAAGUUAGCAGCAGUCUAGGCGGAAACAUACCUGUUGGGGAAAUCGAAAAGAAAUUCCAUACCCUACGUACUCAAUACCACCGUGAAAUAAAUCGAAAUAAGCGUAAAGAACCUUACAAUUCGAAAUGGUUUGGCUUUAAGAACUUACAGUUUCUAAGCUCGCCCAUGGCCCGUCGCUUGGCAAGAGGACGUGUUAAAAAUGAAAUCUCGGAAGAGAGCACUGUUACCACUAAAUAUAUUAUAAGGGAUUUGACAACACAACAACAUGAGAACAGCGGCAGUUCUGCGAACUCAAGCAACAAUUUAAAUGAAGAGUUUUUAACAUUGCAUCAGAAACCAACUAUAACCAUAGAAGCUAUGGAGAACAACACAAGCCGUCGAAACGCGAGUCGUACAAGAGCGUUAGAAAAAUUAAUUGAAGAAACUACCAAAGAUGUUGAGGAUAUUGAUGAUAAACCAAAAAUCUCUGUUUCCUUGAGUCACCACGGUUUUACUGCUGAAAUGCACCCACAGGAAGAAACAAAUAAUCAUGGAAAUCAUUCAGAAAGUCACACAAUAGAGGACGAUGAGGAUCACAUAGAAUCACUCCAAAUACAAGCAGAAGAAGAAGGUAUUGUAUACUCUACGUCGAGCGGUGCUAACGGGUGCGAUGGCGGGCCAACAAAUCAACAGACUAUACAUCAAGGACCAUUACCUACCCGUAUAAUCAAAAUACAUCGCCGUGACACAUGUACCGAGCCUGAAUUUUUUGAGGAGGAUGCUGUGGCAACACUAGACAACAAGCGCGUUUUCUACGAAAGCACUGGGCAGCAACAUUGUGCAACUAUAGUUACGUCGACGCCAACUGUAGUAUCGAAUACAACAAAUGCAUUGAUGAAUCCCAAAAUCAAAAUUCACCAGCAAAAAAGGCAACCUCAAUUGCCAGGGCGAAAUUUAGAUGAGAAUGUGUGUAUAAAAACUGGGACAAUGCGCGACGAAUUUACAACGUAUGGAGAGUACGUGUCUAAUGAAAUGCGUAAUAUAACGAACCGAGAAGUGUUAUUGGGUCUCAAGCAUAAAAUAAAUACUGCUCUUUUUGAAGCACAAAUGGCUGAACUACAGAAGUGAAAGCAACCCGAUUGACAUAGUAAUGUUGGUUUAUGUAGUGACAAACGAGUUCUAAAACUAUUUAAAAUAAACCAAAAGCUUUA